AUGCGAGACUUUUUCAGACGACACAUUUUAGCGAGAAGAUAUGCAAUUAUGAGAUUACUUGCUUUGAUUACUUUUAUCAGUUUCGUCGAAUUGAAGUUGGUGAGUUUUCAAAAUCAAGAUUGGGGAGGGUAAGGGAGGGGGGUUGAAGGGAUACAAUAUCUCUAAUUCGGACCAGGUUCCGAGUUCUGAAAACAUUUUGAAUGGCAACUGGAACACUUCGGAAUUAAAACACGUAUGAGUAAUCCUUUUUUGCCACCAAAGUUUUAAAUGAUAUUGGAUACAUUAUUUACCGAUAAUACUGUACAUAGAUAAUGUACAUAGAUUACCACCCAGAUACUUCAGUAUACACCACACAUUACGCGCAAAAACCUACAGUACUUCUCGGUAAUUGUGUUACAUACUAUAGCGAUUUUGUAGAUCUUAAUUUUUACAUAAGUCACAGAUUUUUGAACAUUCGUGCGUGAUUUAUCACAACAUGUCAGCCCAAUGAAACUUGGCAAUCGGUGAGAGUGAAGAAGACUUAGAGAAAAAUAGAUCAAAGGAACAUUGAAAAUUGUGGGUCUGAAAUUCCAUAAUUUUUGAAAUUGCGGAUGCUAAACAUGUUUUGUUUCAAAACAAAAUUGAGGAUAACUUUUAUUAGCUUGGCACAGUGAAAGUUCAACAAUGAAUUUUCAAAAAUCAAGCUGAAGCCUAAUUCUAGAUUUAAAAAUUCCUAGACCCACAAAUGUAACUCGAUGUAGAUCACGUAGGAUCUCAAUAUCUUUUUGUCUCUUUCACUCUCACCGAUUGCUUUUUGACAUGUUGUGGAUUUGGGUUUUUCGAGGUUUUAUCCAAACAUUUUGUUUUUUUUUCGUAAAAUGGGGUUCGAUUCGAAAAUUCCUCAAGCUCUCUUUAGAAGAGACUUUUGUUUUCAGAAAAAAUAACACUAUUUUUCAGCUAAAAAGUCAAAUUGGUAGUAAUUUAUUCCAUGUAAAAGUACAUCCACCACCUGCACAGGACAGAUCUUUGAGAGGACAACAUCGAAUUGAGAAUACAGUUUAUGGUGGGUUAUUUUUUUUUUGGGAAAGUAAAAUUUAUCACUUUUCACUUUGAUACUGGAGAUGAUCUUAACUUUGAGAACUUCUGUUGAUUUUUUUGAACUGUUGGCAUUUUUUUGUAUGUAAAAAUUGAUAAGGUUGAUAAUUUUCUAGACAAUUUCUGAAAUAUCUUCAUUUUCUAUUCAAUACCGUUUUGGUUUCAAAUAUUUUUUGUGAAAUGUUCUUUUCAGAAAAAAAUGUUCUCUGUGAAUUUUCCUAAUUUCAAAAGUUUACUGUAGAAUUAUCUUUCUCCAUUUUACUUCUAUUUUGUUUACUCAAACAUUGAAAAUAUAUAGAUUUACAUCUGAAUUCAGUUAUCAUGAACAAGAAACAGUAACACACGAACAAAACACUCAUUUUAUCGAUAAGUUUUGAAACGUAUCAUUUUGAAUUUUGGAUUAUUAAAAAGGUUUUCAAUUGUGCAAUUAUUUUCUACUGAAGCUCUGUAAAAAAUAUCUCUGAGGUUUAGGAAAAAUUUGAUUUUUGAAUUCAGAAAAAAACUAUAAUUUAUUUUUUAGAAAAUGACCUUUUUCAUUCAGUAACUCCUUAGAAUUAUUUUCCAAAAACUACAGUUUAGUUUACUGCUAGUUGAACUGUCUCCCUCGCCACGUGCUCUUCUUUUUUUCUCCCUCCUCAAGCUCAUUUGUCUGAACCCUCAACUAAACAGAGAAAGACAGAGGAGAUAUAUCCAUAUCUCGAAAAUCGUGAAAUUGAAUGAGAGGUGGUUUGAUAUAAUAUGGAGUGAUAAUCAAACAAAACACCAAUACAAAAAAUAGAAGGUGAGAAGAAGAGAGAAGUUAGAGAAAAAUAAAAACAAAAAACAACAAAAACAGAAGAGAGAGAAAGAGUGAAAGAGACACAUUUUGGAAAUUCGGAAACAAAGAUAGAGCUCACAGAAAUGGAUAUAUCAUAUCAUUUUGUAUUUUUGUAUGCACAAUUUUCAAAGUUUGGAAGUUUUAUAACAUUUUUUGUUGAAUUUUUACGUUGUUAGGAUUUCUAAAAUAUCUGUUUUUUUUCCAAAAAUUUUUUCUGAACUGCAGUUUUUAUGUUUAUCAAAAAUCUCUUCAUUCAUUAUAAAUUGAAACGUUCUCAGUUUUGAGUUUAUCCAAAAUUAUUUCAGUUUUGAAAAUUAGAAAAAUUCAAUUUUUUUCUAAAAAUUUAUGUUUUUUGGACAUUUUGAGAGCAGUUUUUUUAAGUAGGAAAACGUUCAGAAACAAUUUUUUCAAAUUGAAAAAUAGAAAAUUCGAAAAAAAAACUUUUUUUUCCGAAGAAGUUCAGAAUUUCAAAAUGUUGAACUCAAAAAGAGAGAAACACAGAAUUUUUCGAGAGAAAGUCACAGAAUCAAACCGAUUUGUAGUCCUCCUUGUUUCAAGAUCUACCUAGAUUUCUCUCGAAGAAUUUUUUUUUGUAAAAUUAUGAAUUAUUUCAAAUUCAAGAUUUUUAUAUGAAAAAUAAUUAUUAAAAAUCAUUGAAUUUCUGAGAAUCCGCAAAUGUAUAUCACCAAAAAUCCUCCCAUUCUUCAAACAUCUAUUUUCCAUCUCUAUCUCCAUCUCCAGCUCUCAGCUCAAUCUAUUUACCCUCAUCAUAUUUUCUCUCCCCAAAACAUCAUAAAACAAUCGAAAGUGUCUUUUUUUCCUUCCAAAUUCGGUGUGUCAAAAACAAACAAAUCUUAUUAUUUUCAUCUUUUUUUUCCAGAAAAAUAAAUGGUGGUGAUCUGAAAAAUAUGAGGAUUCAGAUCAUAUUUCUAUUUCUAUUUCUAUUUCUAAUUCAGUUUCAAAUAGUGAAAAGUGAUAAAAUUGUCAAGAGUCAAAUUGUGAAAAGUGUCAAUUAUGAUGGUAGAUUUUUUCACCAAAAAGUUUCCGCAAAUGCGGAAGCUUGCCAGAAAUCAAAAAACACCCUGAAUUUGUUUUUUCAGAUUUUUCAUUACUAUGUGGUGAUGGAAUUCCACUGCUAAUGGAAGAUCAUAAACCUCGUCCAUGUCAACCUCGGCCAUGGUUACCUGAACAAAAAUGUCCGACUGGUUUUUGGUGUCACGAAGGACAGUCGGAUUCUAGUUUUUAUUGUUGCCCGAACAGCAGGAAAUGUAAGUUUUUUUUUGUUUUUCCUAUUGAGCUGAGAAAAUUUCGAAAAUCUCGAAUUACCACAAUUUCUAGCGGGUUAAUGUGUGCAAACACUUUUGUAUAUGUACAGUAGGGUUCUAUCUUUUGGAUCAGAUAAAUUGAAAUUAGCAGCUUCGUGGGUGGUCCCGGUGGAAAAAUAGAAACCUAUGAGCAAAUGUUAUUUUUGACUAAUCUUCUCAAAAUCUACAGUAUUCAGGAGUACUGUAGCUUUGAAUCUGAUUGAACGAAAUUUCCUUUUGAAAUUGAAACAAUAAUAUCUUCAACUUUUCAAUCAAAAUUUUAUCUGAUUUUUGAAACGUAUAUUUUUCCUGCAAAAUAUUCACAUUUCAUAGCUUACAACCAAAUUUUUACAGUCGCAAAUCGAUGUCAUCUUCCUCCAGCUGUUGGCUACGGUAAACAACGAAUGCGUCGAUUUUAUUUCGACUGGAAAACCGAUGCGUGUCACGAGUUACAGUACUCUGGAAUCGGUGGAAAUGAGAACAGUUUUAUGGAUUAUGAAAAAUGCGAAAGUGUUUGUCGUGGAGCUGGCGAACCGCCAAUCUCACUUCCAAGUAAUAUGAAAAUGUUGAAGACUGGAAGUGAAACCACGGAAGAUUUAUCUGGAUUAGGAGGAACAACAACAACACAACCAGAGAUUUUUGAGUUUACCGUGGAACCGAAGAAAACGAGAAAAACUACGAGAAAACCGAUUGAUACACAAGUCAGAACUGAAGCGGUAACUGAAUCAAAAGUUCAAACUGAAACAAGCACGAUGAAAUCGCGAACAACGACACCUUCUACAACAAUCCGAACAACCACGAUUGAAGUUGUUGAUCCGAAUCCAUGUGCACUUGCACCAGAUCAAGGAAGUGCCGGAGAAAUGGCUAUGACUAUGUGAGUUUCGGGAAGGAUAAGGGAAAAGGGGAAUUUGGAGGGGAUGUUUUAAAAGUCAGUAAAGUUAGAAGAACUUAUUUUAAAACUAUUUAUAGUAUCUAGAUUUCUGAACUGAAAAGUUCCUUAUUCAGAAACUUAGAAUAGUUCAUGAUGAAUAUUAGUUUUGUAACAAGAAAAGAUUGUUCUGUGAGGAAUCUGAAAACCGAAAAAUUUAAAUAAAAAUUUCAAUCACAUUUUCCGCAGGUGGUACUUUGAUCAAACCUCCUCCACAUGCAGUCCAUUUUUAUACCAAGGCGCCGAAGGAAACUCGAAUCGCUUCGAAUCCUCUGACGCUUGUUUCGAAGCCUGUGGAAUCGGAAAACCAACUCGAAAAUCUUGCGAUCUUCCACCAUCAAUUGGAAACGGCAAAUUCAACAUUCCUCGAUAUUAUUUCGACACAGUUACAAGAAAAUGUGAACAAUUUUAUUAUAGUGGCAAAGAUGGAAAUGAUAAUCGAUUUUUCAAGAAAACCAAGUGCGAGAAAUUGUGUCUAAAAAGUGAGUUCGUGAAUUAAAAAAAGAGUAGAAUCAGCCUAGCAUGUUUUGUAUUGAUUGUAAGUAAAAUUGAAAAAUUCCACAACUGGGAGAUUUUUUUCAGAACGACCAAAGAAAAAAGAGCACACAUUCGAAUACACAACUCCAUUGACAUCAACACCAAUGAGAAUUGUCCAAAAUUUGGUGGCUAGCGAAACAUCAACACCAGUCACUGAUUUCACAACGAGUUCAUCACAAUUGACAGAUUAUUAUACAAGUCCGUAUGAUCUUUAUGAAUCGACUGCUACGCCACAUCCAACAUUGAUUUUUGAACCGAGAGGAGGUGAGAGUGUAUUGUCGGAUUUUUUACGUUUUAAAAACUUUAUUUAAUUUUUUUUGAUUUCUUCAAUUUGUUAUUGAUAGAAAACAUAUUUUGUUACAGAAACUCUUCCAACAAUUUCUGCACCAACGACCAAUAAUAUUGUUGAUGAUGUUUUUGCAAAUUUAAUGAAUUCAAGGCAGCAACAAAUACUUACUGAAUUGGUGCAAACUACGGCGACACCCAAGAUUCGAUUUUCUUCGCAUGAAAGGAUCAAGGUAAUUUUUAGUCUUCAGUUUUCUAGAAAAAAAGUUUUGGGAUUAUUUGGAAUAUUUUGGAAUUUCCUAUAUUUUUCUUGAUUUUCCUUAACUCAAAAGCUCCACCUUAAGAAGCGUUAGCUAAAUUUUGCAGGCUCAACCAGCUCCAGCUCCAUUGCCAAUCCCAGCUCAACUUCCUCAACAUAUUCUACAUGUAAAAUCAUCAUCUUCUCCUCCUUCUCCACCAAAACAAUCCACCACAAUUCCUAUCACAACAUCCACCCAAGCACCACCCUUAAGUUAUACUCUUCCCUCACCAAUCAACACAAUUGAAACACCCUUAGUUACAUCGCCCGCACCAAUGGUGACACAAAUCAAUGGUGAACCUGAAAUUGAAAUUCAGGGAUCCGUCAAAUCUACAAUCACACAAAAGCCAAAAAUAUUGGAAGUUGGGCCAAUUCCGACAAGACCGGUUCCAUUCCCGAAAUCUAUGGAAAAGAUUCCGGAGUCAACGAAGAUCCAGGUUUCCGGCGAAUCUGAAAUUCCUGGACCGAUUCCAGCUUCAGUUUCAACUCAGCAAAAAGUUUCGAGCACAUCUACCCAGAUCCCAACAUUGGUCCCUGAUUCAGGACUAGAUUCAAGCGAACAAUUAGGCCAGGCUCUAGGUCAAGCUAUUGGCCCGGCCCUCGGACAAACCAAACAACCACAUUUUCUUUUUCCUGGAUUUUUGCCUAUUCAGAUAUCUGGGAAUCAACAAGAGCAACGAACUGGAGAUAAUUCGGUUUGGUUUUUUUUGAGUUUUUUUUUAGUUGGAAACCUAGAAUGGAUUAUUUUGAGCACUAUUUCAGAACGAAAACACUCCUUUCUCCAACCUAACCAAAAUCUUCCAAUUUUCCAGUACACGUUGGCUCCUCCACCAAUUCCAUCUCACCAAAUCGCUCCCUCUCAAAGCGAAUCGCCAUGUGCUCUUCCAAUGUUUGGCGACGCCACAAUUAUGUGUGAGCAUCGUCAAGAGAUUUGUCCGAUCGGCACAUUUUGUCAAAUCGGGCAAGGCCAAAGUAUUUGCUGUCCAAUUCUUGAUUCUCCACCCUGUGAUCAGGAAAUCAAUGAGGGAUUCGGACCAUCAGGAAUUCGAAGAUGGUCUUUUGAUCCGGCUACAAGAUUGUGUCAACCAUUUCAAUUUAAAGGAUUCAAGGUAGGGAAUUUGUUGUCACAAUAGCUGCAUUCUCCCUUUUAUUUUAUUUUAAAAUCAAUGUUUUCCAGGGAAAUCAAAACAAUUUCCAAACCUUCGAAGAUUGCAACCGUGCUUGCGGUGCAACAAACAUUUGUCAAGUCGGUGUUCCAAAACUCUCAAUCCACACACAUCUUCUCUCAUGUCAAUCAGAUGCAGAUUGUCCAUUGGCUCAUAAUUGUCUUCAAUCUACACCUCAUAAUUUAUGUUGUCAAAUGACAGUAAUUUCUGAACCUGAACUCGAACCAUAUCCUUCUCCAUACCAGCCACAACUUCCACCAUCAAACAUCCAAGAAUCAUCUCAAAAUCUGAUUCUCAAUUUCAUUCCGCCUCUCUGUUCUCAACCGAUCGAUAUUGGAUUUGGGCAAAUGUCUGAACAUCGCUGGAGUUUCCAAAAUGGUCAAUGUCAUUCAUUCCUUUUCCGUGGAUCUGGUGGAAAUAUGAACAAUUUUUUGACAAGAAGUGAUUGUUUGAGAAGUUGUCAACCUGGAACUGAAGUUUCGACAGUUACACAAAUUCAGGAAAUUGAUCGAUGUAAGCAAGCAGCCUUGAGUGGACAUGGAGAUUCUUAUCUAUCAAGAUAUUUUUAUUCGCCGGUGAGUUUGGAAAAUAUUUUUGAAGUUUCAAAAUAGCCAGGGAAAAACGUUUGAAUGAGAAAUCUUAGUAUUUCAUUAAAAAACCCUUUUUCAGGAAUACCAUCAAUGUCUUCACUUUAUUUAUUCUGGCGAAGGUGGAAAUGCAAAUAUCUUUGAAACGUUGGCACAAUGUCUUGAAACUUGUGUCGUCAACAAAAUGCAAUUCAAUUGUGAGCACUUAUUUUUUACAAACCUCCAGAAUUUUUUUCUUUGAUUCUGAAAACUUUAGUUUCUAACCAGCUCUCAAACCUUCCAAAAUCAAUAAAAAUUCAGCAUUCGCUACGACAACUUUGCCACCAUUCACCCAACGGCCCCACAAAUUUACAUUCAAUUUCUACCCGAAGAAAAAUGUUUGUCCAAAGGGUGAUGCUUUGAUGACAGUUGAUGGUGAACCGAUUCAAUGUGAUUCUUCGAAAGCUGCAAAAUGUCCAACCGAUCAUGUUUGUACACCAGUUGGAAACACGGCGUAUUGUUGCCCGUCGCCUAGUGAGUUUUUUUUGAUUUUGCAGUUAAUUUUAAAAUUUAAAAAUGGUAAAACAAGAAAAUGAUUGAUCCAAAGCUUCAUUUAAAUUAAUUCCAAAGCUUCAUUUAAAAAAAGAGUUCCACCAAUCUCAUGCAAGUUAUUUUCUGAAUUGAAAUAUUUUUGAAACGUAUUUUUUUCGAUGUUUUUAUUUUGGAGAAUGAAACGUAGAAUUAUUAUUCCACACAUUUUUUUAACUUUUUGAAAAAUCUCCAUCCCUAGCAAUAGAUUUCUCUCAAUUUCCCACCAAAGAAGCUAGAAAAAUCACAAUUUUCCAAACUCCCAAUUAUCUCUUUUUUCUACAAAACAUUGAGGCCCCGCAAUUUUCCAAAAAUAAAUUUAAAUUCCCGAAUUUUCCAGUGAAUUAUUGCCUACAAAAUCGUCCAGCUUUAUCCGUAUGCAGUGGCCCAGAUUUCAAACCAGCUCGAGAAAUUCGAUUCACCUAUGAUCCGAUGGCGGAUAGAUGUAUUAGAUUCAGUUAUCAAGAAUGUCGAGAUCAACUUCCGACAAGUCUAAACACUUUCAAAUCAAAUUCACAGUGCAAUCGAUUAUGUUGUAAUCAGGUAAUUUUGAAACAGAGAAAAUUCGGAAUCGGAACUUAUUAUUAGAGAUUUUCAAUACAAAGAACUCGGAUUAUUCAAAUAUAUCCCUGAUUCUGAGAUUCUAAAAAUGAGAUUCAAUUGAUCAGGACUGUCCCAAUUCUCUCUUCAAAAUAUUUUUUCAGGGCUACAACCUGGUUUACAAACGUCGUUUAUUAAUGGCGAUGAAUGAUUCACCAAUCGAAGAAGAAGAUGAAUAA
Messenger RNA from Caenorhabditis angaria, 8342 nucleotides. Lineage: Eukaryota; Metazoa; Nematoda; Chromadorea; Rhabditida; Rhabditidae. The record is from the annotation of a GenBank genome assembly.